Eimeria tenella is the source of this 1107-nucleotide messenger RNA. RefSeq lists its product as uncharacterized. The record is from RefSeq and is a predicted model, not a curated record. The transcript has a single exon. Bases 1 to 1107 code for a protein of 368 amino acids. Lineage: Eukaryota; Apicomplexa; Conoidasida; Eucoccidiorida; Eimeriidae.
AUGGCGGCAGAUGUUCAAUUCAACUUUGCCGACGGCAACGUUGCCUUUCCCUUCCUGGAUGCAGCAGGCCCGCAGCAGCAGCAGCAGCAGCACCAGCGGACGCCUCGGCCUCAGCAGCAGCAGGAGCUGCAGCAGCCCCAGGCCCAGGGAGCGCGGCGAAGACACAGACAGGGUGCUGGCGCCGCUGGCGCUGCGGCCGCUGCUGCUGCAGCGACGUCCGCUGCAGCAGCAACUCUCCAGCAGCAGCAGAAGCGACUCACGCAGCAGCAGAAGAACCGAGAACGCCACCUGAAGCUCCUGCAGCAGCAGCAGCAGCAGCAAGAAGCAGAGGCUGCGAACUCUGAGGACGACAGCAGCUUCAGUCGCGCUGCGCUCGUGAGCAGCAGCGUUGCCUCUCGGCAGCAGCAGCUGCAGCAACAGCAGCAGCAGCAACUCCGAGAAGCAGCUGCUGCUGCUGCAGCAAAAAAGAAAAAGAAGAAAAGGAAAAGAGACUCACAGAGCGCCCAAACGCAGACAGAAGAUGCGCCGUCGAUACACCCGGAAGCAGCAGGCACGCCUCCAGACAGCAGCAGCAGCAGCAACAGCAGCAGCAGCAACAGCAGCAGCAGCAACAGCAGCAGCAGCAACAGCAGCAAGAGAAAGGAGAAGCAAAAAGAUAAAGACACAUCUAGAGAAGAGAACAACGCACAUGAAGAAGAACCGGUUGACGAAACGCAGGAAAUCAAGGAGCAGCAAAACAGCGAGGGAGAAAGCAUGCAGCAGCAGCAGCAGCAGAAGCGCAAGCGGCGCAGGCGCGGCACACGGCAGCAGCAGCAGCAGCAGGAAGGUGACGACGACAGUGCUGAAGGUGUGUGGGAAGACGAGCACACAAUGGGUCAGGGCUGGGCAGACAGUGCUGCUGCUGCUGAGCAGCAGCAGCCGCAGCAGCAGAAGCAGCAGCAGCAGCAGCAGCAGAAGCUAUGGGGCGUGACGAAGGGGGGCCGCCGCAUAAUAAUUCGGCACAUGUUUAAAGAAGGAAAUGAAAAAGGGAAAAGAAGAACUAAAACGAGAAGCAGACAAAAAAAUAUCAAAAAAGAUAAAAGGCCCGAGGCCUUGGUGAGGGCUUAA